UCAUCGUCGUCCACCUCUCUAGGCGCGAAGCUAGGGACCCGGUAAAAGGACGAAAUUGCGACGAUCGAGUAACACCGCCAUGAGAAUCUAAGCUCUUCAGAUCGCAUAAAUCGUCUGAACAAACAAGUUACCCGCGUCAGCGCCAGCGGUACCUUCUUCGUGUGCUGCGACUGUCGUUCAGCGCUUGUCGCGCUCCAGCGAGAGACCACCGGAGCACGUUCAGAAGAAGACCGGAGCUUCACGUCCGCCGCCAGCCCGUUGCCCUUGUGACAGGAUGGCUUGGAACCCAAAGGCACUGAUCGACCCGGUCAAACCUAAGAAGGAUGACCAAAAUGCGGACAAACCGAAGCCGGCGGCCUCCAGCUCGGGGGCGCCACCAUCCGCAGCGCAGGCGACGCCCGAGGUCGUGGAAUCCCCAGAGGGUUUCGGCUCGCGAGUGCCGCCGCCCCCCGGAGGAGGUUCGACUUGGGAUCCGACCAAGCAGCCCCGACGGCCCAGCAUCGCCGUCUUCAAGCCCGAGGCCUUCGAGGACGCCCUCGCCGGAUUCAAGCCGAAGAAGCAGCAAAGGCGUGUGCACUUCGACGUGACGCCCGGCGAGCUGGGCAUGAACCCGCCGUCCAUCGCGUGGUUCGUCUGUCUCACCUUCACCAUGUUCUCGCUCACGCUGGCCGUGCUGUUCAUCGCCUACUACGUCAACAGGCCAGGGUCCUACGUGCCGCCUGUCACAAACGUCACCAAGAAGCCCACAAUACCAACAAAAAAUGAGACCAUCAAGCACCAGGCCCGGUACGAAGCUGGUCUUCCUGAUGACUACAGUACAGAUGACUCAGUUGACAUCGAUGUCCUUUACAAAUUAAAGUAAAACUCAGUUCAUCUUUUCCAACAAA
Dermacentor albipictus is the source of this 887-nucleotide messenger RNA. RefSeq lists its product as uncharacterized. The record is from RefSeq and is a predicted model, not a curated record. Lineage: Eukaryota; Metazoa; Arthropoda; Arachnida; Ixodida; Ixodidae.